CCCACGGAAGUGAUUACUCAUGUAGCUAAUCGACUUCCCGUAGGGGGAUAGACGGUUCUCAGAAGAGAAGUUAGCGCGUCGGUCAGGUGGUGUAAAACAAAGCUAGCUGUUAAUUAAAAGGAAUAAUGGAUGGGGAAGAAAAGGCUUAUGGAGGCUGUGAAGGCCCGGACGCUAUGUAUGUAAAGCUGAUUUCCUCAGAUGGCCAUGAAUUUAUUGUGAAGAGAGAGCAUGCUUUGACUUCUGGAACCAUCAAAGCCAUGUUGAGUGGCCCUGGUCAGUUUGCUGAAAAUGAAACUAAUGAAGUAAAUUUCCGGGAGAUCCCGUCUCACGUCCUUUCCAAAGUGUGCAUGUACUUUACCUACAAGGUCCGCUACACCAACAGCUCCACGGAGAUCCCCGAAUUCCCCAUCGCUCCUGAGAUCGCACUGGAACUGUUGAUGGCUGCUAACUUCCUAGAUUGUUAAAUGACUUAUAAUUAUAUUGCAAAAAUGUUUAGGUUUUCUUUUCCUGUUGUGGUUUUGUUUUUAAAUAGUAUUUAAUUGUUUGCUAUUGGAAGAUUUUCUAUACAGUUGAAUAUGCGAUGGAAUGUCCGGGUGUAGGCAGUAUAAAAUCUGAAAGUUGCUUGUUUUGUAUGAAUUUCUUUUAUAUUCUUUACUGUUUUUUUUGUUUAGUUUUUUUUUUCCCCCCAACAGAACUCUAUUCCACUAUUUUGUCCUAUAUUGGAUAACAACAACAUAAAGGGUCACUUUAUUAGUAUAAACUGAUCUGGCUGUACCAGACUAGUAAUUUGUAAUGUUCCUACAAACCUUAUUAUUGUAUCAGUUCUGUGUAUGUAUGUAAGCAUGCAUGAAGUGGAAUCAUUCAUAUAGACAACUUUUUUUCUUGUAUAUCUGUUUAAUGUUUAACAACAUUAAAGUCAGGAAAGUGGAUAAUUUAAUCAGUCCUAAAAAUGCAGACCUUGAAUAUCCUCAAGACUGCAUACUUCGUGCAGUUGUGUCUGUGUGCUUUGAAAAGUAUUAGUGUUUUUUAAUGCUUUUCCCAUACAUUUCGGUGGAUGAGGUUUCUAUUUCUUAUAUUUCAUAUAGAUUAUUAUUUUUUAUGUUUAUACACAAAGGCUGCUGUGCUUUUUCAGGUGUCAUCAUUAAUAAUUAUGAUUAUAUUGCCCAUUGUACAGUUCAAUUUUACACGAUGAUGAUAGACAUCUACAUUGUUUUUGUCAUGAGGCAGUGUUAUACAAAGGAUGUGAACUGUGUGAUGUGUUAUGAUUGAAUAAGGCAUUUAAGGCCAAGAACAGUUGUGAGUCGGACAUGCUAAUGGGUUUAUGUAACUGGGGGGGGGGGGUUUCAAACCUGGGGACCCCAUGUGUCUUCUGGUUUUCAUUCUAACUGAGCUCUCAAUCACUCAACUAAACCCUUAAUUUAACUAAUUUGCUUAAUUAGGCCUUUUUAAUUGUUUUCAGUUCUUAUACAGUUGCAGAGUUCGUUAAUUGCAAAAUGUUAUAGGUAACUUGAAAUCUGCAACUCUAAGCUGAAAACAAGUAAAAAGGUCUAAUUAAGCAAAUUAUCAGUUCAAUUAAGGGUCUAUUUAAGUAACUGAGAGCUCAGUUGGAAUGGAAAACCAGCAGAUGCAGGGGGUCCACAGGACCAUGUUUGAGAAGUUCUGAUAAACUUAUGUUUGCCGUUGCAGACAAAAGUAUUGGCACCCUGCACUUAUUAUACCAUAAUUGAAGGUAACAUUAAAUAAUGUAAUAAACUUGAACCACUUCUUAAUAAAACAAAAAGCAAAAUGUAUUUUUUUGUAGUCUUUAUCAAAGAAUAAGCAAGUGUAUUUCAUUAGAAGUAUUCGUUAAUGACAAAAGUACUGGCACCCCUGAUUUAGUAUUUUGUCUGUUCUGUUUUUGCUUUUAUUAAAGCUUUUGGAUGUUUAUGAUUUUAACCAGUAUGUUACAUUCUAGUUGGUGAAAUCUGGGCCCAGUCUGUAUUGCAUAUUUCCUUCAGCUCAGACAGAUUGAAUACUUGGCAACAGCUUUUAUUUCAGAUCAGUUCAAAGCAUUUCUAUUGAUUUGAAUUUUUAUCUUUCGUUUUCUUAAAGAAUUCCAGUUGACUUGGUCGAUUGCUUUGGGUCGUUGUCGUUGGGAGAUAAACUCUGCCAAUCGGCCUGUGAGCAGAUGGUAUAAUUGUAUUUUCUAGAAUGUUUUGGUAGAUGGCUGCAUUCAUUUGCUCUUCAAUCACAUGGUUGUCCAGUCCAGUUCCCAUAUCAAUAUUGAACCACCUCCAUAUUUAACUAGGUACAAGGCUUUCUUCAUUGAAGGAGUUCCUGUUUUAUUUUGUUUUUUUAUCCAAACACUAAGGUCUCUUUCUGGGGAAAAGUUAUAUUUUAGUUUCAUUGGACCAUAAAAUUGAGUUAAAGACUGCUUUUGAUUCCUGUUCAUAUUUCUUGGCAAAUUUUUAGACCGUUUUGUUUAUGAACUUUCUAAGUGGUUUGCAGGGAGGUCUGCAUGCAUACAACUCUUCUGUGUUCAGCAGCUUUGUACAGCUCUUUUGUACACUAUUAUGUCUGAUACUUCUAAAUCUUUCUAAGUCCUUGGCUGUUAAUCUUAAAUUUUUUUAGCUGCUCAGUUGAUUCACCUACCUGUUGUACCCCAAAAUGUUCUUUAGACAUCCACUUUUUUCAAGCAUUUCAGUUUCAUUUGUCCUGUGGUGCCUCUUAAUUAUUGCUCUGAUUUGAGGAUAUUGGUAUUUUUUGUAGCCAUUUCCUUUGUUUGUAGUUUGCUACGAGUACUUUUCUCAAAUGUGAAUCCAACUUCUUUGUCUCGAUCAUCAUCAGAAUGUUUUUCUUCAGCACAUGCUGGAAAUAAUUACCUCUUCUGGCUAUUGCCUUUAUAAUGCAGCUUAAUUACUGUGCAAUUGUUUUUAAUCAGUGAGUAUGUUUUACUGUGCAAUUGUUUUUAAUCAGUGAGUAUAUUUAAUUAGUUCUAUAACAUUUUUAGAGACUUUUAAUGUAAAGGUGCCAAUACUUUUGUCAUGAACAAAUAUUUGAAAUUGCUAAAGUGCUUUUUUUAAAAAAAAAAAAUUAUGAAGAGUGUUAAACUAUCAAAGUGUAUAUUUUGGUCUGUCAUUAAUUAGUGGCUAAUAUUCACUAAAUGUUGUUUUUUUUUUUUUUUUCUUGAAUUAUCUUAUAUUAAGUGUAGCAUACCAAUACUUUUGUCUGACUGUAUAUCCUGGACUUAAACGUAACUUAAAUUCAUGGAGUAAUUGGGCCAAAAACAACUGAUUUUUUUUUUUUUUUUUUUUGUGCCCUAAAAAGCAACUCGUUAGGAGAGUGGGAAGACAACAGUUGUGUCUGAAAAGCACAAUGGUUUGUAGGUAGCAAGUAAAGGAGUGCAGGGAGUUAUGCAGCCUAUUAUAAGCCAAUUAGUGGUUCCUGUACAAUCACGUCAGAUAAUCAUUUGUUUACAGAUGUUCUUAGUCGAUGAGCAAUGACUUGACAUAGAUGAAAUCAACACACAACUGGUCAACAGAAGUAAGACUCUCCAGUCUUCUUUGUGUGUGCAUUCCAGGUUAAUUUAACUGCUGUAGCUCAAAGGGGGAGCAUUUGAGGUUUGAAUAUUAAAGCAAUUAGCCUUUGACUCUAAUUAAUGGCAUAUGGUAGAAAACGAUUCAGUACCGUCAGCCAAUCAGCAUCCAGUUCUGGCGGGCUCUAAUAGACGGUAGACGCCCGCUAGAAUGUCUCGGCACCAAAUGUGAAAAUCAAAUCUGUGCAAGUGCUUGCUUUUUCGUUUUGACUUGCUGUAUUUUUAAGCAUAGUUCACAUCUAUUGAACACUAAAUACUAAACAAAGACACAAUUGGUGCAAAUUCAUUUUAUCAUCCACCAGAUCCAGCCAAUCAAUACUUUGGAUCGACAAAAGCAACCAAUCCUGUACCUGCAAAUGCGAGAGCCAGUCACAGACUGUCAGCUCGACUGGAGCUCAGACACAGCAUCUUUCAACAACAAAGCCAUUUAUUAAGAAAAAUGCUGUUUUUUGAGAACAGUAACAUAUUUGGCGCAUGUGCAGAAAAACAGUGUGGACAGUACCUAACUGACCGAUUUCACAGCUAUUUUACUGUGGUACAAUAGCAGUGCAGUAACGGGAAAAUUUCAACUGCGACACAAGCAACAUUGAAGCAACAUUUGAACAAACUACCACAUUUAUUGAACAAAAACUUACUAAUUGCAAACUAAAUGAAACAUUUAGCUAUCUAUCAAACAAAUCUUAUUCUAAUUCAAUUUUUUUUUACAAAGUAAAUUUCUAUUUGCAUUAAAUUUGAGAAGAGAAAGGAAGAUGACUAGAUAAACCAUUGUAGAGAUACCUUCUGAAAAGCAGCAAACAACCAAAGACAGAACGUUAUCAAAUAUAGUAGUCUCAACCAGUUAUCAAACAUAUGUUGUUUUUUAAACUUUUUCUAAGAAUGUUUGAGUAUUGCUGUAGUGUUGAACCAACCGUAGAUAUCAAUAUUUCAUUUAGCAAAAUAUGGGUUCUUACAAAAAAAUGUAGGUUUAUAGUUCAAGAUAUAAUAGUGUUCUUCCAUUACAGUACUGGAGGGCCAAGGUGCUUCUGGAUUUCAUUCCAUCAAAUCCAUUCAAUUCCAUAAUUGGCUUUAUUGGACCAAUUUAACCCUUUUUCUAGGAACUUCAGUACUGUAAUUGAAGAACACUACAAUAACACAAAAUUAAUAAAAGUAAAAAUAAAUCAAAGCAGUAUGUAUUUAAAUACAUUUGUUUGCAUUAAACAAAAGGGGGGGGGGUUACAUAUUUGGACUGAUCAGAUCAAGGGGUCAUGCUGCAGAGAUGAUACACUUAAGUUUUUUUCUUGCUGCCACUGCUAAACUGGUGUGUUGCACCAUUUAUUUAUUCAUUUCUGCACCAAUGCGGCAUAUGACAAAUUUGUUGACAAUUUUGUCAGCAAGAAGAAUUGGCAUGCCCUGGGUGUAGCUCAACAAUUGAGCUAAAAGAUGUUGACUGUUUACAGCACAACUUCAAUUUCUUGCGUCAUACUGGUUCUUGCCCAGACAGAGGGUAGUAUGGACUGCAAUUGAUCAUAAAAAUUG
Molecule: messenger RNA, 5089 nt
Organism: Polyodon spathula (Mississippi paddlefish)
Lineage: Eukaryota; Metazoa; Chordata; Actinopteri; Acipenseriformes; Polyodontidae
Product: elongin-C
Exons: 4
Coding region: 126-464 (112 amino acids)
Biological process (GO): ubiquitin-dependent protein catabolic process
Cellular component (GO): elongin complex
Molecular function (GO): protein-macromolecule adaptor activity
Source: RefSeq, a predicted model, not a curated record